AUGACGAGCCAUCCGGAAUACAACGAAAAGACCACAGCAACAGAGGUUGCAGAUGCAUUUUCAGAUCGAAUCCGCAACAAGAAUGUUGUCAUCACCGGCGUAGGACCAAACAGUCUCGGAGAGGCAUUAGCCCUUGCCAUAGCAGCGCAUUCACCAGCAAAGUUGAUUCUCGCAUCACGGACAAAAGCCAAACUAGAGGAGGUCUUGAAAAAGAUAUCUACAGGGAGACCCGAGAUGUCUUCCAAAAUAGAACUCGUCAUAUUAGAUCUGGCAUCGCAAAAGUCCGUUCGCGAGGCAGUAGCUCAGAUUCUAGGUUGCAUUGACCAUAUAGAUAUCUUGAUCAACAAUGCGGGUUUAAUGAUGCUCAAGCAAGAAUUCACCGGGGAAGGAAUCGAGCUACAAUUCGGCACUAAUCAUAUCGGCCAUUUCCUAUUCACCAACCUACUUCUGGAAAAAUUGUGUAGAGAAGUUGGUUCAUCUCAAGGAGAAGCGGGAUCGACGAAAAUUGUCAAUGUCACGAGUGCCGGUCAUCGACUUUCGCCGUUCCGAUUCCAAGACUAUAAUGUCGACGGAAAACCGGUUCCGGAUGAAGAGCAGCCCCCAGCAGCGAUGAUUGCUGCGUAUGGGAAAGUUGAUACUUAUAAUGGGUGGAUAGCAUAUGGACAGUCGAAGACUGCUAAUAUAUUGUUUUCGGUGGCUUUGAAUGAGAGAUUCAGAUCAAGGGGUAUCGUUUCUUAUGCCGUUCACCCGGGAUCCAUCUGGACUGGUCUUGGACGUAAUCUCGAUGAACAAGGGACUGAGAUUCUCGCCAAAACGGGGACGUAUUGGAAGUCAAUAGAUGAAGGUGCAGCUCCUAUGUUGGUUGCAGCUUUGGAUCCUGCGCUUGAUGGUCCCCCUGAGCCCAACCGCGUCUAUAUCAGUGAUUGCCAGAUCGCCGAAGCGGCUCCAUGGGCAAUUGACACCGACGCAGCCAAGAGACUCUUCGAAUUGAGUGUGGAGCUGGUUGGGAUAGAUACUGCAUAG
Molecule: messenger RNA, 1023 nt
Organism: Talaromyces stipitatus ATCC 10500
Lineage: Eukaryota; Fungi; Ascomycota; Eurotiomycetes; Eurotiales; Trichocomaceae
Product: short-chain dehydrogenase, putative
Exons: 4
Coding region: 1-1023 (340 amino acids)
Source: RefSeq, a predicted model, not a curated record